Molecule: messenger RNA, 5675 nt
Organism: Myotis lucifugus (little brown bat)
Lineage: Eukaryota; Metazoa; Chordata; Mammalia; Chiroptera; Vespertilionidae
Gene: KIF1A
Product: kinesin family member 1A
Biological process (GO): cytoskeleton-dependent intracellular transport; vesicle-mediated transport; microtubule-based movement
Cellular component (GO): axon; microtubule; kinesin complex
Molecular function (GO): ATP hydrolysis activity; microtubule binding; plus-end-directed microtubule motor activity
Source: RefSeq, a predicted model, not a curated record
GCGGUUACCUCCUUGGGAAGGUCCAUUUGUUGGCUGGCUCGGAGACGGUGUGUCCUGUUCUUGCUGGGGUUCUUGCCACUGCCAGGAGUGACCCACGAAGGUUGCAGAGAUGGCCGGGGCCUCAGUGAAGGUGGCGGUGCGUGUCCGCCCCUUCAAUUCCCGGGAAAUGAGCCGUGACUCCAAGUGCAUCAUCCAGAUGUCCGGAAGCACCACCACCAUCGUUAACCCCAAACAGCCCAAGGAGACGCCCAAAAGCUUCAGCUUCGACUACUCCUACUGGUCGCACACCUCGCCCGAGGACAUCAACUAUGCGUCGCAGAAGCAGGUGUACCAGGACAUCGGCGAGGAGAUGCUGCAGCACGCCUUCGAGGGCUACAACGUCUGCAUCUUCGCCUACGGCCAGACGGGGGCCGGCAAGUCCUACACCAUGAUGGGCAAGCAGGAGAAGGACCAGCAGGGCAUCAUCCCACAGCUCUGCGAGGACCUGUUCUCCCGCAUCAAUGACACGACCAAUGACAACAUGUCCUACUCCGUGGAGGUCAGCUACAUGGAGAUCUACUGUGAGCGUGUCCGCGACCUCCUGAACCCCAAGAACAAGGGCAACCUGCGUGUGAGGGAGCACCCGCUGCUGGGGCCGUAUGUGGAGGACCUCUCCAAGCUGGCCGUCACCUCCUACAAUGACAUCCAGGACCUCAUGGACUCAGGGAACAAGGCCAGGACUGUGGCCGCCACGAACAUGAAUGAGACCAGCAGCCGCUCCCACGCCGUCUUCAACAUCAUCUUCACUCAGAAGCGCCACGACGCGGAGACCGACAUCACCACAGAGAAAGUGAGCAAAAUCAGCCUGGUGGACUUGGCUGGGAGCGAGCGGGCUGACUCCACAGGAGCGAAGGGCACGCGGCUCAAGGAGGGAGCCAAUAUCAACAAGUCCUUGACUACACUGGGGAAGGUCAUCUCUGCUCUGGCUGAAAUGGACUCUGGGCCCAAUAAGAACAAGAAAAAGAAGAAGACAGAUUUCAUUCCCUACCGAGAUUCUGUGCUGACCUGGCUCCUCAGGGAGAACCUGGGUGGGAACUCGAGGACGGCGAUGGUGGCGGCCCUGAGCCCGGCAGACAUCAACUAUGACGAGACCCUGAGCACGCUGAGGUACGCGGACCGGGCUAAGCAGAUCCGCUGUAACGCCGUCAUCAACGAGGACCCCAACAACAAACUGAUCCGUGAGCUGAAGGAUGAGGUGACCCGGCUGCGGGACCUGCUGUAUGCCCAGGGUCUUGGGGACAUCACCGACACCAACACUGUGCCCGGAGGACCCAAAUUGACCAAUGCCCUGGUGGGCAUGAGCCCCUCAUCCUCGCUCUCGGCCCUGUCCAGCCGCGCGGCCUCUGUGUCCAGUCUGCACGAGCGCCUCUUGUUUGCCCCGGGCAGUGAGGAGGCCAUCGAAAGGCUGAAGGAGACAGAGAAGAUCAUAGCCGAACUCAACGAGACCUGGGAGGAAAAGCUUCGGCGGACGGAAGCCAUCCGGAUGGAGAGGGAAGCCCUGCUGGCCGAGAUGGGCGUGGCCAUGAGGGAGGAUGGCGGCACUCUGGGUGUGUUCUCUCCCAAAAAGACGCCGCAUCUUGUCAACCUGAACGAGGACCCGCUGAUGUCUGAGUGCCUCCUCUACUACAUCAAGGAUGGGCUCACCAGAGUGGGCCGUGAGGACGGGGAGAGGCGGCAGGACAUCGUCCUGAGCGGGCACUUCAUCAAGGAGGAGCACUGUGUCUUCCGGAGCGACUCCAGAGGCGGCAGUGAAGCCGUGGUGACCCUGGAGCCCUGUGAGGGGGCAGACACCUACGUCAAUGGCAAGAAAGUCACGGAGCCCAGCAUCCUUCGGUCAGGCCGGGAGCGGGAGGAGGCCACCUACCUGCUGGAGCAGCAAAGGCUGGACUAUGAGAGCAAGCUGGAGGCCCUGCAGAAGCAGAUGGAGUCCAGGUACUUCCCAGAGGUGAACGAGGAGGAGGAAGAGCCAGAGGACGAAGUCCCAUGGACGGAGAGGGAGUGCGAGCUGGCGCUGUGGGCCUUCCGGAAGUGGAGGUGGUACCAGUUCACGUCGCUGCGGGACCAGCUCUGGGGCAACGCUAUCUUCCUCAAGGAGGCCAAUGCCAUCAGCGUGGAGCUCAAGAAGAAGGUCCAGUUCCAGUUUGUCCUCCUCACGGACACACUCUACUCCCCACUGCCUCCCGACCUGCUGCCCCCAGAGGCUGCCAAAGACCGAGAGACGCGACCCUUCCCCCGCACCAUCGUGGCUGUGGAGGUGCAGGACCAGAAGAACGGGGCCACCCACUAUUGGACGCUGGAGAAGCUCAGGCAGCGCCUAGACCUGAUGCGGGAGAUGUAUGACCGGGCAGCCGAGGUGCCCUCCAGCGUCAUCGAGGACUGUGACAACGUGGUGACUGGCGGAGACCCCUUCUACGACCGGUUCCCCUGGUUCCGGCUGGUGGGCAGUUCAGUCAUCUCUGGCUGCAGCAGCUACCCUCUUCUCAACACGUGCAUGAGCGCGCGCAUGGCUGCUCUCACCCCCUCCCCCACCUCCUCGAGCCCCGACUCCGACACCACCGAGCCUGCGGAGGAGCAGAGCCUGGGGGAGGAGGAGGAGGAGGAGGAGGAGGAGGAGGAGGAGGAGGACCUGGAGGACGACGUCUUUCUGGAGCACGCGCUGUGCCACGGCCGGGACCCGUUUUACGACCGGCCCCCCCUGUUCAGUUUAGUAGGAAGGGCCUUCGUGUACCUGAGCAACCUGCUGUACCCCGUGCCCCUGGUGCACCGAGUGGCCAUCGUCAGCGAGAAGGGCGAGGUGAAGGGCUUUCUCCGUGUGGCCGUGCAGGCCAUCUCAGCCGAUGAAGAGGCUCCUGAUUAUGGCUCAGGCGUCCGCCAGUCAGGAACAGCCAAAAUCUCCUUUGAUGACCAGCAUUUCGAAAAGUUCCAGUCCGAGUCCUGCCCUGUGGUGGGGAUGUCUCGUUCCGGGACCUCCCAAGAAGAGCUGCGCAUUGUGGAAGGCCAGGGCCAGGGCGCAGACGCGGGGCCCUCGGCCGACGAGGUCAACAACAACACCUGCUCAGCGGUGCCUCCGGAAAGCCUCCUCCUAGACAGCCCUGAGAAGGCCACGCUGGACGGGCCCCUGGAUGCCGCCCUGGACCACCUGCGCCUGGGCAGCACCUUCACCUUCCGCGUGACCGUCCUGCAGGCGUCCAGCAUCUCUGCGGAGUACGCUGACAUCUUCUGCCAGUUCAACUUCAUCCAUCGCCAUGAUGAGGCCUUCUCCACGGAGCCCCUGAAGAACACGGGGAGGGGCCCCCCACUUGGCUUCUACCACGUCCAGAAUAUUGCCGUGGAGGUGACCAAGUCCUUCAUCGAAUACAUCAAGAGCCAGCCCAUCGUGUUCGAGGUCUUCGGCCACUACCAGCAGCACCCAUUCCCGCCCCUCUGCAAGGACGUGCUCAGCCCCCUGAGACCCUCACGCCGCCAUUUCCCACGGGUCAUGCCGCUGUCCAAGCCAGUGCCCGCCAAGCUCAGCACGCUGACACGGUCCUGCCCUGGCACGCACUGCAAAUACGACCUGCUGGUGCACUUUGAGAUCUGUGAGCUGGAGGCCGACGGCGAUUACAUCCCUGCAGUGGUGGACCACCGUGGCGGCAUGCCGUGCAUGGGGACCUUCCUGCUCCACCAGGGCAUCCAGAGACGGAUAACCGUGACACUGCUGCACGAGACGGGCAGCCAUAUCCGCUGGAAGGAAGUGCGAGAGCUAGUUGUGGGUCGCAUCCGAAACACCCCAGAAACAGACGAGUCCCUGAUUGACCCCAACAUCUUAUCUCUCAACAUUCUCUCGUCUGGGUACAUCCACCCGGCCCAGGAUGACCGGACCUUCUACCAGUUCGAGGCUGCGUGGGACAGCUCCAUGCACAACUCCCUCCUGCUGAACCGCGUCACCCCGUACAGAGAGAAGAUCUACAUGACAGUCUCUGCUUACAUUGAGAUGGAGAACUGCGCCCAGCCGGCCGUCAUCACUAAGGACUUCUGCAUGGUCUUCUACUCCCGAGACGCCAAGCUGCCUGCCUCGCGCUCCAUCCGAAACCUGUUCGGCAGCGGGAGCCUGCGGUCCUCGGAGAGCAACCGUGUGACCGGUGUGUACGACCUCAGCCUGUGCCACGUGGCCGACGCGGGCAGCCCAGGGAUGCAGCGGCGGCGCCGUCGGGUGCUGGACACGUCUGUGGCCUACGUGCGGGGUGAGGAGAACCUGGCGGGCUGGAGGCCCCGCAGUGACAGCCUUAUCCUGGACCACCAGUGGGAGCUGGAGAAGCUGAGCCUGCUGCAGGAGGUCGAGAAGACCCGGCACUACCUCCUGCUGCGGGAGAAGCUGGAGACCACCCAGCGGCCCGCCCCCGAGACGCUGUCCCCGGCCUCCAGCGAGGACUCGGAGUCCCACAGCUUGUCCAGCGCCUCCUCUCCACUCUCGGCUGAUGGCCGAGCGUCGCCCCCGGAAACUCCCAACGAGAGGCAGCGGGAGCUGGCCGUCAAGUGUUUGCGCCUCCUCACGCACACGUUCAACAGAGAGUACACACACAGCCACGUCUGCAUCAGCGCUAGCGAGAGCAAGCUCUCUGAGAUGUCCGUCACACUGCUGCAGGACACGUCCCUGUCCCCUCUGGGGGUGGCCACGCUCACUCCCUCCUCUACCUGCCCCUCUCUGGUCGAAGGGCGGUAUGGAGCAGCCGACCUGAGGAGCCUGCAGCCCAACUCCCGGCCGGCCAGCCCGGAGCCCGAGAAUGUGCCAGAGGCUGAUUCCAAGAAGAUCCCCUCCCCUGCUCGGGCCACGGAAUCGGACAAGGAGCCCCAGCGCCCGCUGGUUCCCGACAUCCAGGAGGUCCGGGUCAGCCCCAUCGUCUCCAAGAAGGGCUACCUGCACUUCCUGGAGCCGCACACGGCCGGCUGGGCCAAGCGCUACGUGGUGGUGCGGCGGCCCUACGCCUACAUGUACAACAACGACAAGGACACGGUAGAGAGGUUUGUGCUCAACCUCUCCACCGCCCAGGUGGAGUACAGCGAGGACCAGCAGGCCAUGCUCAAGACGCCCCACACGUUCGCCGUGUGCACGGAGCACCGCGGCAUCCUGCUGCAGGCCAGUAGCGACAAGGACAUGCACGACUGGCUGUACGCGUUCAACCCUCUCCUGGCCGGGACCAUACGGUCCAAGCUUUCCAGAAGGAGGUCUGCCCAGAUGCGGGUCUGAGUGGAAGACACCCCCCCUCCAGACAGCCAGCAGGCCCGGCCUGCCCCCUCUCACCAUCCGUCUGUCUUUGCCACCCAGUCCUUCCCACCAGACAGCCAACAAGUCCCCUCCUCCCAGGGACGCUGUGCUGGGCCAGCGAGCCCGCCUCUGGCCGGGGACCUGCACCACAUGACUGUCAUGCUCCCAGUGGAGGCCAUGUUGUCAUCAUUCCUUCUCUGAGACUGUGCCCCGGGGGGUGGGGCAGGGGGAAGAGCUGGGAGAUGCUGGAGAGACCGGAGGGCACCAGUCAGGGGCAUCGGUGACGUUCUCAUAUUUUUUUAAGCAUAGACAGACUUAUAAUUAAUAUACAGUAGUUAGCGACAUGGAAGCAGUCCACUCAGAAGUUAACUAUAAGACUGUAUUCUAUUUA